Messenger RNA from Thamnophis sirtalis, 4672 nucleotides. NCBI's taxonomy places the organism in Eukaryota, Metazoa, Chordata, Lepidosauria, Squamata, Natricidae. The record is from RefSeq and is a predicted model, not a curated record.
AAGAUGAAGGCGGCUGGAGGCGGGCUAGGCCGGGACCGAGACUUCGGUGGGAAGGGAGGCCGGUGAAGGAGCGGGAGCAGGAGGAGGAGGAGGAGUCGCAGGCCUGGGCCUAAGGGCUGGUGGCUGGCCAGGAGCGUCCAAUCCAGGGUGGUGCUGCAGCCCCAUGGCAGCCCCGCCUUUGCCCGCCUCUUUGGACCCUCCGAGGUACCGAGUCUUUCCUCCGCGGGCAACGCAGCGGACGGUGCCGGCUCCCCUCUGACUCGCCCGCGCCUGAUUUACACGGGGAAGGUAGAAACAACUUAGUUUGCAAGAUAAACUGGUGUUAAGGAAGAAGAAGCGAAAGGAAACAGCCUCCAUAUUUGGGCUGCUUUCACUCAUCAGCUCCUGUGAAUAAAUCUCAACUAUCCUCACUCCUGCCCAAAGAAGAAGAUGCCUGUGAUAUCCGAUCAGCUCCAGAUGAAUGAAACAAGGGGAGCCAUGGCAACCACAAAUCCUCUGGAGACCCUCCAAGUGGAAGCCAGCUGCUCCGUCUGUCUGGAGUACCUGAAAGACCCUGUCAUCAUCGACUGUGGCCACAACUUCUGCCGGGUGUGCAUCACCCGCUGGUGGGAGGAUUUGAACCGAGACUUCCCUUGCCCCGUGUGCCGCAAGACCUUCCGCCACCGCUCUCUGAAGCCCAACCGGCAGCUCGGCAACAUGGUCGAGAUUGCCAAGCAACUCCAGGUCACCAAUAAGCGAAAGAUACGGGAUGAGGACUUGUGCGAGAAGCACAAUGAAGUGCUUCGCCUCUUCUGUAAGGAAGACCAGGAGGCCGUUUGCUUAGCGUGCGAGAUCUCCCACGAACACCGUUCCCACACAGUUGUGUCCUUGGAUGAUGCCUCACAGGAGUACAAGGAAAAGAUGCAGAAAUGUUUGGAGCCAUUGGAAAAGAAAUUGCAAGAGAUCGCCCACUGCAAAUCCCGAGAAGAAAAAAAGGCUGGGGAACUCAAGCGGAAGGUGGAGGACCGUCGUCAGCUCAUCAUUAAUGAAUUUGAGGAGCUGCACCUAUUUCUAGCAGACGAGCAGGACAUACUAAUGCAACGCCUAGAAAACGAGGAGAAGGAGAUUUUACAGAAGUUGAAGGAGAAUGUGACGGAGCUGUCAGAACAACGGAUGGCCCUCAACAGCCUUAUCACAGAAAUCGAAGAAAAAUGUUUGCAGUCGGGCAUGGACAUGCUCCAGGACGUGAGGAGCACAUUUGAGAGGAGAUUUGACCCUCGACACGGAAACAGCUCACCCCAACUUAGUGGUCUCCGAGGACCGCAAGAGCGUCAAGUUUGUGGAGCAGCGCUUGCGAGAUCUGUCCGAUAGCCCGAAACGUUUUACAAUCUAUCCUUGUGUGCUGGCCACAGUAGGUUUUACUUCAGGCCGUCACUACUGGGAAGUAGAGGUGGGGGAAAAGACUCAUUGGGCCCUGGGGGUUUGUAAGAACUCGGUAAGCCGUAAAGGGGAGACAACCUCUCUCCCGGAGACUGGCUAUUGGCGGGUACGGCUACUCAAUGGAGACAAAUACGCGGCUACCACAAACCCCUUUACUCCGCUGCACAUCAGUGUCAAGCCUAAGCGAGUGGGCAUCUUCCUGGACUACGAGGCAGGCAAACUCUCCUUCUACAACGUGACGGACCGUUCCCAUAUGUACACUUUUACCGACAUUUUUACCGAGAAACUUUGGCCUUUCUUCUACCCAGGAAUCCGGGCCGGGCGCAAGAACGCAGCCCCCCUAACCCUUCGUCCGCCCACGGACUGGGAAUAAGCAAAUGACCAAAAUCCCCAUCUUCCUUUGCUACGCUUAGCCCUCGAAUUAUGUAGAAAGAGUUUUUUUUUCCAACUCAGCUUCUCCGUGGGAAAGAGAUCAGGAUAUCAGUGGCCUGCCUACUAAGAAGAUACACCGUCCCCAGCCAGAAGAAGCAAAGGAUCACAGAAGGGAAGGGUUUUCACACCUAACGUUUAAUGCUAGGAAAGGUUUGGAGAAGGCAGACCUUCGUUAAGGGGCAACAAAGACCUUGUCCUUUUCUGUAAUCUUACAACUUCAGUUUCUGAAAUUUUGGAUUGCAGUUAAAUCUGGGGGAAGAAAACCUUUGAAGCUUAGUCUAGUAUUUGGCAACGAGCCACUUAGGAUUGCAUUGGCAGUGGGCAAAGCUGAUCAAAUGUGGGAAAGGUAGCUGUUUUCUGUGCACUGUAGAGGGAGGGGAAUCUCCCCUUGAAGGGGUUACAAAGAUGUUUUUAACGUUGGCUUGUAUAAAUGUUGGAAAUUAUUUUAACAGCCUGUUUUUACCGGCAAGUCCGAGUGGAUGCAGGAUAGGAGGAAGCUAUAGUGCAUAGUGAGGAUGCUAUAAACCAAGGAAACUUGAGGCCAUCGUUCACUCCAAGCUGAUUCUUCAAAGCUACCAAUUAGUCGCUGAAGCUUUGUUGUUCGCUUGUGACUGCAACCAAGUGGCAGAGGCAGCCUCUUGACGGGGAAAAGUUGAGUUAAUCAUGAUGUUGAUUUAGCUACCGAAGGAAUGGCUUUCUGGUGGUGUCGUUGGACGGGUGUGUUUCUCGAGUCGAAUGCUUUGCAAUGGCAUUGGAAGGGCUAGUGCACAACCUCUCCCAGCUCAUAGAUUUUUGAUAUUUCAGCUACGUAACCUCAGAGCUAAGUUGAGUGUUGAGCAUCUUACCCGGAUGGUGAGGCAAAUGGCUUAUGGCAUUUGCCUAGUCAGGGAAACUCCAGAUUCAAAAAAGAAAAAAAAAAAACACAGGGAUCAGAAGUCAAAUAUAGUCACUUUCAAUGGCAUUUGAAUGUCUUCCAAUGACUUCGCCACAAAUAUAAUCUCCUGUCCUGUGCUAUCUUUGGUAUAAUCUCUAGCGCCCAUUGACAGGUACCACUGAGCCAAAGUAGGCAUUUUCAGUGUAAAACUUCCCACCGACCUCCCCCCCCCCCCCCCCCCCCCCCCAAUCAAACGCAUCUCUCUUCAGGGGAUGAACAUUGGACAGAAGCCAAAAACUCUUUGCACAUUCAGAGUCCAGGUAAAUUGGGAUGCCUGUGCAGUGAUGUGCCAUCACCCUGCUGGCCACAGGAUCCAUGUUCAUUGCUCUCAAAAUAGUCUUUUCUAAUUUAUUGCCCACUGUGUUUGUUAGGGGAACAGCUUAUGUGAUUCCCAUGUAACAUGACCAAUGCUUGUACAUCAUGGAAAAUUUAAUCCCAAUAUACCCAGCAGCAACAGUGGAAGGCUAUCUACUUUUGAAAGAAAGCCUGUCUUGCUUUGGGCAAAAAAAAAAAAAAUACAGACGGGAAAAGAUAACAGCAGAUAUGUGGUUAAACGGCUUGCAAAAUAACUGCAGUGGAAAAUAUGUGCCUCUGUGUGUACCUAAUUCUCUUCCCCGCUCCUUUGACCAAAUUUUUAAAAAACACCAUAACAAAAAUAAUACAGUCUCUUGAUAAAGGAGCCUCAUUUGCCUUGAUUUUAGCCUUCAAGGUUUUGUUUUAGGGGGGAAAAAAUCCAAAUGAAAAAACUGAAGGGGAAAAAACAAAGGUCCUUAGACCAGUUCUCAAUGUUUGCAAUUAGAUUUCUCUUUCAAAUUCUACAUGAAAUUCUGAGUACCCCCCCAAAGAGAGACAUCUGUAGGAUAGAAGGUGCUGAGGUGAGCAAGACCAGGCGCACCUUACUUGCUUCUGGGAGAGCUGGUAGUGACCUUUCUGAGCUUCAGCAGCAUAUGUGAGUUAAGUCUGAACAUUUUGGAAAAAAUCUGCCUUUUCCAGGCAAUUGUUACAUGGAAAAAAAAUUUGCUUGGUAGUCAAGGAUUAGGUAAAAAGGCAAAGGUUUCUCCUUUCAGUUGUGUCUAGGCGAUGUUACUCAUCUCCGUUUCUUGGCCAAAGAAGCCAGCAUUGUCCGAAGACAUUUUCUGUGGUUCUGUAGCCAGCAUAGCUAUACACCAAAGGCGCACAGAACCCUGUUACCUUCCCCCUGAAGUGGUACCUAUUUAUCUACUUGCUUUUACAUGCUUUCGAGCUGCUACGUGGGCAGGAGCUGGGGCAAGGAACAAGAGCUCCUUCUUGAGGCGCUCAGGUCUCGAACUCGGGCUGUGAGCUUUCCAGCUUACAAGCUCUGUGUCUUUAUCCCUGUGUGCCAUCACGGAUUUAAGAGUGAAUGAAAUAAGAGCGUCCCCACAUGGAGCUUUCCUGAAUAGCUGAAGGAGUUGGCAGUUCAGAAGCGACGGCCAUAUUUUGAAUACUGCUUUCUGAGCUUGGUUGUGUGCAGAUAUUCCAUUGUCCAAUUGGAUAAUAUCAUCAAGUGCUGUACUGAACGUGAAAAUUCUUGAGUGUCAGAAAAUAUUACUACCGGAACCUUUCAGUUUAUCCAGUCUCAAAUUAGUAUUUGGCUGAUUGGACUCAAAACAAUCAAAGUGUUGUUUUGAUGGCUCCCAUAUAAACGUCGUUGUCCAUCUGGGAAUUGAGAAUUAGACAGACCUGAUGAAUUUAAUUUGCUUUGCCUUCUAAAGCUAUUGUAUGUACGUAUGCACAUGCAUGAAUGCAAAAGUCGGUAAGGUGGAGCUUUGAAUAUGACUGUACUGGCAGUUCUCCAGCAACCCACAGCUUAAUGCAAAAUAUCAGAUUGUGGCUUUAACAUUAUUAAUAAAAAAAUAAUUGUUUUAA